AUGGGUAAACAAUAUAUUUCUACCGUUAGUGCUUCACAAGCACAUAAACUGGAUAUCCUUGGAGUGGCCAUCACCAACAAGUUUACAGUCUCAAUUUCAAGUGAUGGGUAUGCGAAAUUUUGGGACAACAAGCAAGAUGAAGUUCAUCAACCAAAAGAAUUCGUUCAAUCAGUAUUCAUCGAUAAAAGUGGUGUUCAUGCCAUAGCAGUAUAUGAAAAUACUUUACCAAAUUCAACAUUGAAAGUUACUCUUUUUUCAUUUGCAUGCUUUAAUGGUUCUAUUGUCUUCAAAUACUAUAUUAAUGACGACUUUUCUACUUUGAAAGACCUUACAGACGUUGAUGAGUGUUCGGCUGGAAAAUCAUGGAAUCCGGGAUUUUAUAAAGAUCCAGAAGCUAAACAGGACUAUUUCAUUGUCACCAGAGCAAAUGGCACAACUAGUGUGUUUUUGCUAAAUAUUACCGACAACGAAGGAGUUGCAGAGAUAACAUUUGAAAAAGCUGGAGAAUUGAAACCAAAUUCAUCAACAUUCCCAAAUUCUUUAGCAAUUUGUCCUACAGAAAAUAAGAAAUGUGCUGUUGGUUAUAUUAAUGGUGAUGUCUUGUUAUAUGACUUUGCAAGUUUGAAAUUAGUCUAUACUUUCCAUUCCAGUGAUUUGGUAACGAGCAGAAAUUCUCAAACCACAUCUAUACCUAGAGUAUUGGCAUUCUCACCAGAUGGUACUUUAUUAGCAGUGGCAAGAGAUAACCAAGCAGCUGGAUCAAUUACAUUAUAUGAUGUACAACAUGGAGAAAAUGUUGGUUUCUUAGCUGCACCAUCACAUUCAUCAAAAUCAGUAGUUGGUGGAUUUGCUCAUCAAGGUUGGAUAUUGGGUUUGAGUUUUGACGAAGAAGGCAAGCAUUUAGCUAGUUGUGGAUUUGAUAAAUGUUUAAGAGUAUGGAACUUGGAAACCAGUGAGCGUGAAGCUACUAUAAAUAUUUCCAUUUCCGAUCUAGACGAUACAGCUCAUGAUGAACAAGACCAGAGUGUUGCUAGUGGUGUUACAUUUAUCAAAAAAGGUAUUCGAGGUGGUGCUGGUGGUGAUAGUAAUGAAGGUUUAUGUGUGGUCAGUUUUGAUCGAGGUAUCAGAUGGUAUAGAGAAGCUGGUGGUAUUUAG
Candida tropicalis MYA-3404 is the source of this 1155-nucleotide messenger RNA. RefSeq names its product SKI complex subunit WD repeat protein (gene SKI8). The coding region runs from base 1 to 1155 and encodes 384 amino acids. Gene Ontology annotation, cellular component: Cdc73/Paf1 complex. Gene Ontology annotation, molecular function: protein binding. NCBI's taxonomy places the organism in Eukaryota, Fungi, Ascomycota, Pichiomycetes, Serinales, Debaryomycetaceae. The record is from RefSeq and is a predicted model, not a curated record. The transcript has a single exon.